AUGGUUAUUCUAAGUGUGAAACGCGGCGACGAGGUUCUCUUCUUGUUUGAAACAAGCGUUAACGAGAAGACGGAUUCUGUGCUGCGAGAUCUGGUGGCCCUUUACAAUGGUCAACUGAAGAUCCAACGUGUCUGCAUGGAGAUCGAGGAGCUGGCUGAACAUGGCACCAUGCUGCCGGGUGAAAUGAUUGGCCUAAACGAGGAGCAGAGAGAGGAGCUUAAACUAAAGGAUGUUUGGGCGGACAAGUGCAUCCCGUCGGGUGGUUUUACUAUCAACAAGGACCCGCUCCUUCGUCGCAAUGGGCAGCAGCCCUCUGAGGCAAUGCAGAAGGUUCUGGCAAAUGCUAUAACCGAUGCUAAGGCCAUGGUGGAUAGGCGUCUGGCCAAAUCCUCAAAGACCUUGACCCUAAAGAUCGUUGAGGAGGCCUUGAACCUCCUGCGUGGUGCCGUGACCAUUGUAUAUCCCAUGCAACUUCCACCCCACGACACCAUUCGCAUGGAGUUUACCAACACCGAGGAUCUGACCGGCACCCAGGCCUCCAAGGAGGUGAUUGAACCCUCCAAGGCCCAGUUCUGGUUUGCAGGACGACAGAUGCUGAUGGGAAAGCUCAUGAGCGAGUACUUGGGUGUUAACGACAAAACUAAGGUGGUGGUAAAGCUCAAUCAACUUGGUGAAGGACCACCGGGUCGCGAAGCUGUGAUCUCCGAUCCCAUGCGUAAGGAAAUGAUGGCCGCAGCCUUUCGUCGCCAGGAGGAGCUCAAGAUAUAA
This is a messenger RNA of Drosophila suzukii, 768 nucleotides long. Its product is annotated as cilia- and flagella-associated protein 298. The record is from RefSeq and is a predicted model, not a curated record. NCBI's taxonomy places the organism in Eukaryota, Metazoa, Arthropoda, Insecta, Diptera, Drosophilidae. Gene Ontology annotation, biological process: regulation of cilium movement.